GUGAUUUUUAAUACAUUUUUGACUGAUUUGUGGGUGUGAUUUGCACAUCAGGGCCACCAUAAAGUAAAUCAGACACUAAAUGAAACAGAAGUUAAAUCAGUAAGCUGAAGAAGUGGACUUUUCAUGAUUUGUUGAUUCAUAGCAAUAAAGUCGGGUCAGCUUACCAUCUAAAAGCUCCUCAAAGUCAUCAACGAAGAACUCUCGCAGUGGUGGUCGCUUUGGCCUUUUCAGUGUGUUGAGCAGCUGCUGGAUGUUUCUGGAAACCCGACUGCUGAGGUGGUGAAACCUAAAAGUCGCAGACUGGCGGCUUUAACCAGCACUGGUAAGUCAGAGCUUGUUGAAACCGUUAGGUUGCUCGGAGAAGAGAUGGCAGACAUUAAGAGAAGUCUAGCUAACCCUCAGCCAGUACAAAGAGUAAGAAGGGGUGUUAGGAGAGGAUGUCGAGUGUGCAGAGAGCAGGGCACAGCUGACCAAUGUGAACACUGUUUUAAAUGCGGGCAUUCAGUGCAUUUCUCAAAAGCCUGAAGAGGAGAGGCCAAGAAAACCAUAUAGGAUGAAAGUAAAUGUUCAGCUUCCCAAAACCUAACGGAAGAAGACAGCAAGGUACAGGAGUUACUUUUUAAUUGAAUUAAACAGCUAGAAGCACAGUUGGAUAAGGACAGAAAACAGGAAGGAAGUGUAGGAUGCACCUUUGCCAGCCAUUUGUCCUUAACAAAUCAGGCAAAGCUAAAGGCUCUGAUAAGAAGAAAGUGCAUGGUGGAUUGUUUCCUUGAAGGGGUCCCAAGUUACCAUCAUCAAUGAAAGCUGGAGAAAGUCUUUUCUUCCACAUGUCAGGUUACAUGGUACAGAAGAGCUCCUAGGGCCGGGUGAGACCCUGGUUGGAACUGCAGCAAACCAGACACCCGUACCAUUUGCAGGCUGGGUAGAAUUAACAUUCAGGCUUAGAGUGGAGACCCAACCACAAAUAGAGUUGCUUGUGCCAGUUCUAGUAGCGAGCCUGGAGUUGCUGAACCCCCAAUCACAGGCUACAAUGUGAUUGAGCUACUGAUUAAGAAUGGAAUGAAGCAACAACCGGAGGCGACAAGCAAAGCAGUUGGGGAAGCAUUCUCAAUCACAUGCAAACAGGCCAGAAUGCCGAUUAAAAUUGUGAAACAUAGUGACCAAGAUGAUAAAGAGGGUGUAGUCAAGGUUGGAGGUUCAGAAACUACUGUUCCUGAAGAUCAGGCCAGAGAGAUUAAGUGUUUUGUCAGAACAGGUCCACUUUCCUCAAAACAAGAUGUGCUUUUUGAACCUGAGAGCACUUGUAAUUGGCCUGAGGGUCUGAGCAUAAAUGAGACAGUUGUUGUUUUGCAGAGAGAAAUCAUUCUAAAGUGACAAUUCCUGUUGCUAACAACAGUAGUUGUGACAUUACACUCAUGCCUCGCACAGUGCUGGAACGACUGUAUCAAGUUAGACCAGUUUAUCCAGUAGCUGUAUCAUAGAAACUACGAGCAAGGUGAGAGGUAGUGAUACUGACAUCCCUGAAAGUGUCACAUGUGAGCAUACACAGCCAGAACUAGACAAAAGUGAGUUGUGGGAUCUUCCAGUUACAGUCGUGAAACAAAUGCUUCGAGAAGAUUGCAAUACAUUCUCCAGAGAUGACAAUGAUGUAAGAUGCAUACCUUCCUUGCAGCUAAAGAUCAGACUGAAGGACACAACACCAGUGAAGCGCACAUACACUUCAAUACCAACACCACUUCUGAAAGAGGUGAAAGAGUAUUUGAAUGACCUGUUAAAUAGAGGAUGGAUCCAAAAGUCUAGAUCUCCUUAUUCGUCCCCCAUUGUCUGUGUUUGUAAAAAGGAUGGGGGCUUGUGUCUGUGUGUGGACUAUUGUGAGCUUAACCAGAAACUGAUACCAGACGUCAUCCCAUUCCUCGAGUGCAGGAUAUUUUAAACAACUUAUGAGGAAGUGCGUGCUUCUCAGUUUUAGAUCAAGGAAAGGCAUACCAUCAGGGCUUCCUGGAAGAGAAUAGCAGACCACUCACAGCCUUUAUUACACCUUGGGGACUAUAUAAGUGGGUUAGGAUCCUCUUUGGUCUAUCCUCAGCACCAGCAGAGUUCCAGCGUAGUAUGGAAGAGUGUAUUUUAGGACAAAGGGCGGAAUCCUGCCAGACAUAUCUAUAUGAUGAUCUGUUUCAUAGUGAAUUACUUGACGAUCAUCUGAAGGAGGUGAGAGAGGUGCUGUGUCACAAUCAGGCACUUGGUAUUAAGUUAAAGCCGACCAAUUGUGAAGUAUUUAGAGAUCGAAUGAAGUUUCUAGAAAAGAUCGUAACCAAAGAUGUCUACUGCAUGGAUCCUGCCAAAAUUGCACCUGUGCUAGCUCUCAAAGACCGUGAGCCAAAGACAGUGGGUGACCUGAGAAAAAUGCUGGGCUUUUUGCCACACCGCCCCUUACAUUCCAAACUUCUCACGCAUUGCAAAACCACUGUAUAAUUUGAUGACAGUUGACAGGAAGACAUCCUUGGAUUUAUCUGUGACAGGGAAACGGACUGCGGACAAAGUCUCCUCUGUUGCACGCACUGUAACAUUAAGCAUUCUUACAUGCAUGCAAAACACGGAACUAAGAGUCCAUCUGCUCGGCUCAGAGACAUGCGCAUGCAAUGUGCAUGUGCACACGAUUGCACAACAGCACAAUUGAUUAAUCCGUGUGCACCUUUGAGUAAAUCAUGCACACUGUUUACUAAAUGGGGCACACAGUUUAUCAGAUUUUUUUUGUUAUUAAUCACUGGCCCCUGGGUGCUCAGUAAAAAGAAAUUCAUAAAAUAAACAUUUUGUAAAACAAAAGUAAAUUCCAGAAAUUGAAAUGAGGACAAUUUCCUGAAAUCGGGGCCACCAUAUGUUACAGAAACUGCAAUUUUCCUUUACCUUCUUUUUAAGUUGCUGCAAUUCCCAACCAGAGGCUAACUGUGACUACAGUGGAAAUAAGACCAGGAAACACACGUCAGUGAUGAUGCUUGCUUCCUAGUUCCUUUUCUCAGGACAUCCCUCCCUGGGUAUGGUCUGUAUAAAAGGCAGAGUGAUGUGAGAACAUUUGUUUCAGCGAAGACAAACUACAUCAACAUGACUCAGUUAAGGCAGAAUGAGAUGAGCCACCUUUUCUAGGCAAAGCUGGGACACAAUGAGUCAGAGGAGGAGCAAAGCCCGGACUUCCUUUGGGCCCACAGCGCCCCCCUUCCUUGACUACCUGAAAAACAUUCUGCGCAAGUAUCCAGAUGGUGGGCAGAUUUUAAAGGAACUGAUUCAAAAUGCAGAUGACGGUCAAGCAACAGAAGUGGUUUUCAUUCACGAUGAAAGAAGAUAUGGGACUGAGAGUCUGUGGACGAAUAAACUUGGAAAAUACCAAGGUCCUGCUCUCUAUGCCUACAACAAUGCAGCCUUCACAGACGAGGACUGGGAGAGAAUUCAAAUGGCAGGAAGGAGCGGCAAAGUCAAUGACCCAAACAAAAUCGGGAGGUUUGGAAUUGGCUUCAACUCCGUUUACCACAUCACCGACGUGCCAAUUAUAUUCAGCUCAGGACAUCUUGGGGUGAUGGACCCGCAAGAAAACAUUUUUGGUGAAAGAAAUGGAGGCUUUCUGUGGUCCUUGGAGGAUGAAGAGCACAAAGAGGCUUUGAUGACGAUGCAUGAUCAGUUUCAGCCCUUUCGAGACAUCGUUUCAGUUAUAAAAGGAGAAAAAUGGUCAAAAAUUAUGGAGGAUGAGCAUUUUGCUGGGACACUUUUCAGAUUCCCCCUCCGCAAUGAAAUAUCCGAUAUCUCAGAUAACCUGUACAACUCAGGAAAAGUGGUUGAGCUUUUUGACAGCUUUAUUGCAGAUGCAGAACUGAGCCUCCUGUUCUUAAGAAGCGUGCGCUCAGUGUCCUUGCUACACAUCAGCUGCGAUGGGACUGUUAAGACCAGACUUGAAGUAAAAGCUUCCUCCUCAGAAGUCCCUCUACAAUCAGAGGAAGACUCAGAUCUUGAGGGUUUUACAAGAUUCAAACAGAUUAUCCUCAAAUCAGAAGAUUACAAAGAAACACAGUGGCUUGUGACAACAUGCACUAUGAAAAAGGGACUCAUGGAAGAUCUUGAUGUCCUUGCAGAAAAGUUAAGCUUUGUUCCCAGAGUUGACUUAGCUUUUCCCUGCAGCGAGCAGAGAGAACACGGGGAGGGAAGACUGAGCUGCUUCCUCCCUCUCCCGAACAACGAGUCCAACAAGACCGGCCUCCCAGUUCAUGUGAAUGCUUGCUUUGGCCUUACAGACAACAGAAGACAUCUCAAGUGGCAGGAAGAAGAUCAGAGACAUGAUAAACAUGCUUUGUGGAAUGAAUUACUGGUAAACAAAGUACUUCCUCAAGCAUUUGUGGUGAUGAUUCAAGAUGCCAUCAAACUUUGUCAAGAAUCUCGCCUGCCUGUUCCUUCCGUGUACCGUCUGUGGCCUGACAACUCCCACAUGCAGCACAAGGACAAAUGGCGAAAAGUUGCUAGGGAUGUUUUUGAUCAGUUAUUCAGACAGGAUGCAGCUGUCCUCUCUCUCGCUAAAGAUGAACGUUGGUUCAUCCCUUUGUCUGAUGCCAUAAUACCCAGCAAGGAUCUUAAAAAGCCAGAAAUAGUAAAUGCUGUUAAAAGGACCUUGGUUUUCUAUGGAGAAAAUCUUGUCACUGUACCAGAUCAUGUAAUGAAGGCCAUCGAGACCACUUCCCACACAACCCCAAAGCAAGUAACUCCAAGCUUCCUCAGGAGGGUUUUACUCAUGAAUGGGAUGCAGUCCAUUGCUAAGGAGGACAAACUCUGUCUUUUGGAGUUUGUAUUGAGUGAUGAAAACUACAAUGAGCUUCAGGGUCUCCAGCUUCUUCCUCUCAGCGAUGGCUCCUUCACAUCUUUCACAAACAGAGAAGAGGACACUGCGUUGAUUGACACAGAAGAAUUUCCAAGAACCUUGCUGCCGUGCUGUAAACACCUUUUCAUCUCAAAUGACCUGAGUUCCGACUGCAAAACGUACUUGAAAAAGCUUGCAUUAAAACAUGUCUUCAACGUCAUCAUCCUUGAUGCUGUCUGUGUAGCGGAAUACACAAGAAGGUAUUUACCACAUGACUGGAGGCAGACAGAAAAGGCUCUUGUUUCGUGGAACAUCGGGAGCAGUGAACAUCCACCUUCAGACUGGAUUCAUCAGUUCUGGAAAUUUCUUGACAGUCAUUUCAAAGAUUUAAAUGAUUUCACUGAAAUACCUUUGAUACCCGUCAGCCCUCUGUCCAACAGUCCUCCUGUGUUGCUAGCUAAACUACAACAGAAGACAACUCUCAUUUUUCAGAAAACCAAGAAGAGUAGUUUACCAGACCAAAUAGCUCAACUAGUGACCAAAGCUGGUGGCACUGUGGUGAGAGGAAAUGACUGGCUCAGGCAUGCAGAUCUUGAUUUAUACGUGCUUAGUCCAUCUCCAAGGAGUGUCUUAACGAUCUUGUCAAAUGUAAAUCUUAAACAUCUGAUGAAAUGCCUUGAGUCCCAACCUUUUGCAACCCUGGAAGAGCUGAAAGGCUACCUCUCUGGCCUAGAUUUUCUCUCAAACGCAGACAGAGAUUUACUCUUGUCACUGCCCUUGUUCCAGUCCUUGAAAGGCCUCUGCAUGAAUGCCAAAUCACAACAAGCAGUACUACUAACAACCAGCCCAAAAGUGCCAACAGACCUGCCAAUGCCAGAUUCACAUAUCCAGUGUACUUCCAAGACUGAUGAGAGAUUCCUACAGCUGCUCAAAGUACAAAUCUUGGGACCUGCUGAAGCUGCAGUUGUCCUUGUCGAGUUAAUUGAAAGAAAGUCUUGCAGUGCUGCAGAAACAGAAAAAAUAAUGACUUGGAUUUUACAACAUGGCAGCAUCCUUUUCAGUCAAAAUGAGGUAUUGAAAUACAGAUGCAGAGACUUGAGAUUUAUUCAGAGAAACGGAGAACAGACUAGGGUUUCAAGCUUUUUUGAUCCAAGAGUAAAAACCUUUGGAGACAUCUUUGAGGCCAACUUCUUUCCCCCACCUGUGUACACCAAAACAGAACAGAUGUUAGAAACUCUGACAGAGCUUGGUCUAAAAAGAAAAGAAUCAGACGUGAAACCAGAGCAUUUAUUGCAAGCUGCCAAGUUGGUUGAAAAACUACAUGCAAACUCUCAGAGCAAGGCUUUGAGAAGAUCUCAAGUUCUCCUUGGUAUAAUGGACUCCAAUGAUCUCCUGUCAGUGUUUUCUGCCGAACAACUUCAUCAACUCAAGAUGAUAAGGUGGCUACAGUGUGAUCAACCUGGUCAGGAAAAAAGGGAGUUGUACUCCCCAAAUGAAGUCAGACACACUAUGUAUGAGCACAUUGUAGGUUUCGUAAUGCCUCUGACAGACAAGCUCAGUGAGAGAGUCAGCAGCAAAAUUGGUCUCAAACAAGUGCCUCCACCUGAGAAAGUGACAGAAAACCUGUUGGUCCUAAAAUCCAAAGCAAAGGAAAUGACAAACCCAGACACAAAUGCAGAUUUCAAACAAAAACUUCAUUGUAUUUACAGACACAUGCAGGAAAACGUAUCUGCUUUUGCAGCAGUGAUGGACAAAAAGGAGUGCUGGCUUUGGGCCCAUAACCAGUUUGAUUCACCUCAGAAACUGGUUCUUAACUACCCAGGUGGUUUAGAUCUGAGCUCUUACAUUGUCAAAGUACCAAAUGAAUUCCUGCCAUACAAGAAACUGCUCCAGGAGUUUGGUCUGAGAACAUCACUUUCAGAUAAGGAGGUCAUUGCCAUUUUGUAUACCAUCCAGAAAAGCAUUGAAGAAAGACAACAGCCUUUUGCAAGCCCUGCUGAGGUAAAAGUGUCAACAGAGAUUCUUUGCUGGAUAUGGAGACAGAAGAAGGAGGUUCCUGAAGAUAUACCAGUGCUGGUUGUCAUAGAGGAUGAACAGUUUACCCUUAAACCACGGUCAGAGGCCCUAAUCUGUGAUUUGGACAAAGAUAAACUGAAAAAAUUUCCAUUUAGUAUUGAGGAAAUGUACAUUGUGCAUGAGGAAAUCCCAAUAGCUGCAGCUGAAUGGUUGAAAAUUAAGUUUCUCAGCAACCACAUACUUGCUCCAGAGUCACUAGGAAUUGAACAAUUUGGUCAAAGGGAACCAAUAACCACACGUAUCAAGAACAUCCUUAAAGAGUAUGAUGAACCAAAUGACAUCUUCAAAGAACUCAUUCAGAAUGCAGAGGAUGCUGGAGCUGAUACCUGCAAAUUUAUGAUUGACUUCAGAGAACACAGAGAUCCCCCAGAGAGUCUUAUUGAUCCCGGCAUGUCCCUUUGUCAGGGACCAUGCCUUUGGGCCUUCAACAAUAAACAGUUCACAACUGAGGACUGGGAAAAUAUUGUCAAAGUAGGAUCAGCAUCAAAAGAAACCAAAGUGGAAAAGAUUGGAAAAUUUGGACUUGGCUUUAAUACAGUUUAUCAUGUGACAGAUGUGCCCUCAAUCCUUAGUGGCAGCAGGCUUCUCAUACUUGAUCCAAAUGUCACACACCUCAAGAAACACAUUCAACACCAAACAAAUCCUGGAAUCAGACUGGAUCUCUCUCAAAAGAGAAUCUUGGAUUGCUUUCCUGGACAGUUUGCACAGUAUGAGCACAUUUUUGACUGUAAUUUCAGCAGACAAAGUCCUCCUGAACCUUACACAGGAACUUUGAUUAAAUUGCCCUUCCGAAGUGAAAAAGAGGUUCUAAGAUCAGAAAUAAGUACAAAGGUGUUCUACAAACAUGAUAUCCUUGCUUUGAGGGAUUAUUUCAGGGAAAAUUCAAAAUCAUACCUGCUUUUCCUGAAGAAUAUAAACACAUUGUCUCUACAACGUAUUUCGUGCACUUUAUCAACUCCACCAAAAGAUGAUGAAAUGGAAACGAUCCUGACCAUCUCCAAAACUGUGGAGGAGUUAAUUACUAUUGAGGAAACAAGCUAUUCAAAACAGGACCAAGCUGUGAAUUCACUCCAGAAAAUCGAUGCAAAGUGCAAAGACAUUAUUGACAGCUGCACACUCAGCAUUAUCAAAAUGACUAGCCAUGAGCAGUUUGGUGAACCUGAGGAGGAUUUCUGGCUCUUGUACAACUGCUUUGGAACAGGUGCAUCCUUGGAAAAGGUCCUUCAAAAAAACAUUACAGCUGUCUUCUCUCUUCCCAUUGGAGGAGUUGCUGUGCCUUUGCAAACAAAUCCAGACACUGGGAAACUGGCCCCUCUAAAUGCAGACUUUGUUGGACAGGCGUUUUGCUCCCUUCCCCUUCCAAUUCACACAGGUCUUCCAGUAAACGUAAACGGGGCAUUCGCUGUCAUGAGCAACCGCAAAAGUUUGUGGCAAAGUGGAGAGAAAAGGUCAUGGAAUGAGGUUCUUCUUCGUGAUCCCGUAACAACAGCAUACAUCACUGCACUUUUGGCACUGAAGAAAAUGUCUGAAGAGAAGCAACUGGAAAGUUACUACUAUCAUUCCUUUUGGCCCAACAGGGAGAAAGUGAGUGACAGUUUCAAGCCUUUAGUAGAUGAGUUUUACUCAUCCAUUGCUCAGCAAGCCACUGAUCUGGAGCUCUUCAGUGAUGGAGAACGCUGGUGCUCAAUGAACAAUGCCAUGUUUUUACAUGAGAGCAUUGAAGAGGAUACAGACAUUGGCGCACUUGCAGCUCAGAUAUGCAAAGAACAUGUAAAUAAACCCAAAUGUGUUGUUUCUCUUCCAGUGUGGUUGAGAAACAGCUUCAAACAGUGUGGAUUACACAAUAUUUUACAGAACAACAUAAUGACUUGGACAAGAUUUUAUCAAGAGGUGGUCUUUGAAAACCUUGAUGUCAUAGACCCUAAAAGUAGAGAUGCCCUUGUGCUACAUGCUCUUGACCUCAAUAACAAAGACAUUAACACACUGCUGGUUCACCAUCCAUGCAUUCCUACAUCAAAUGGCCAACUUCAGUGUGUGAAAAAACUUGUAAGUCCAAUGGGAAAAGUGGCCUGUCUUUAUGAACCAAAAGAGGGACGCUUGCUUGGAGGUACCAAAAAUGACUUUCUCUCACCAGAGAGAAUUCAGCGUUUGUUGGAACUUGGAAUGACAAAUGACAAUCUUCCAUUAGAAGAGAUUGCACUGAAAGCAGAAAGAAGGCAUAUGAACAUUUAAAGUGCCUUCUUGAAAUAAUGAAGAAACACACGGAUGACCAAGACUCUUGUUCCUGGGAAACACUGAGGAUAACUGCAUUUAUUCCUGCCUUUUCACCUGGUGACAUAAAGAUGGAAGGAAAAGCUAACCUUUACAAGCCCACAGAGGUUUUCACAGAUGAAUGCUCAAUGCUUGUUAACAUGAUACAUCCUGUGUUGGAUAGCGAUGGUCUGAAGAUACACAAUGCUGAUCCAGUUCUAGAAAUGUUGGGACUGCAGAAGAAUCCAGAUUCAAAGACAGUACUUUACCAGCUUCAGAAAGCAAGUAAUCAAAAAGGAUCAACUGACACACCAAUGCUUCACAAGAUAGCAUACACGUGCUACAAAUUUCUUGACCAGCGGAUCAGUGAAUGUGACGAUAUUGCCUUAUUUUCACAACAAGCAAACUCAUUUCCAUUCAUUUUCAUAGGUGAUACAUUUGUGAAUGUCGACCAGGUAGCAGGAAGUGAUAAGUUUGAAGCAAAACCAUACCUACAUGUACUUCCAGCUACCUUUAAAAGUUGCAGGAAUCUUUGGGAGAGUGUGGGUGUUGCCAAAACGUUUACUACAAGUCACUUUCAGUCUGUGCUUCACAACAUACAUGCAAAGUAUAAGAGCAAGCCCCUGUCAAAGGGUGAUCUGGCAAUUUGCCUGGCAAUUUUAAAACAAGCCCUACACGAGACAGAUGAGAUAAAUAAAGAUGACUGUCUGAUACCAAAUGCAAAAGGAGUUUUACAACCAGCAAGUGAGUUAUUUUUCAAUGACAGUCAAUGGAUUCCAGUCUCUCCAAGUGUCACCCUCUGUCAUGAAGACAUCCCACGUUCUAUGGCUCUUCACUUUGGAAUCCAAACAAUCCGACAUCACACCCUUGAACGCUUCACAGAUGACAACUUCUCUGCUUUUUCCUUUGACUUUGAACAGCGUGAAGAACUAGCUGUUAGAAUUAAAAACAUCAUCUCAGCCUAUUCGUCCAAGAAGGACAUUCUCAAAGAGUUGAUCCAAAAUGCUGAUGAUGCAGAAGCAACAGAAAUUCAUUUUGUUUGGGACAAAAGACAACAGGGCAAGGAAAAAACAUUUGGAGAGAGAUGGAACCAUCUGCAGGGUCCAGCCCUGUGUGUGUUCAACAACAAAGUGUUUUCAGAUGAGGAUUUAAAAGGGAUUCAACAGCUGGGAGAAGGAGGAAAGCGGGAAACCCUCGGAAAAACAGGUAAAUUUGGGGUUGGAUUCAAUUCUGUGUAUCAUCUGACAGACUGCCCCUCCAUCCUUACUGGAGACAAAUUUCUUUGCAUUUCGGAUCCAAACAUGAAAUACAUUGAAACCCAACCAAACAACCAGAAACUUGGCAUUGGCUAUAAACUAGCUGACACAUUCAAGGAAAUGUAUGAUGAUGUCUACAGAUCCUUUCUUCCAGAACAAUUCUUGCUUGAAGAGGGCACCAUGUUCAGACUACCUCUAAGGACAGAAUACAGUGCAAAAAAUUCCAGAAUAUCCUGUCAGGAAGUCACAGAGCAUGACAUGAGAGAACUGUGCUCUGCCCUGUCAGAUGAUCCUGAAGGACUAAUUCUAUUCCUGAAAAACAUUUGCAAAAUAACAGUACAUGAAAUUAAUAAUCAAUCAGGAAAACUUCAAACUAUCUUUGCAGUGGAAAAAAGUUUGCCACAAGAAAACAGAAAAGAAAAAGAUGAGUUUGUAAAAUCUCUUCAAGAUGCUUUGGAAUCUCAGAGGCCUGUAACUCCUCGCACAGUUUUCUAUAAAACCACAGUCUCUACUUCAAAUAAAAGACAGAGCACAUGGCUCAUUGCAGAACAAUUUGGGUCAUCCAAAAGCAGGAAAACUGUGUUUGACAAACCUCCUCAGGGUGCGAUAGCUGCGCUGGUGAGCACAAAGGGAGCAGAUGUAUCUUCGCUUAGCAGAUAUAAAGGCAGAGCGUUUUGUUCCCUUCCCCUGCCUGGGGUCACUGGACUACCAGUUCAUGUCAAUGGAAACUUUGAGGUGGAUUCUGGCAGAAAAAACCUCUGGAAAGAAGAUGGCCAAAGUCAGAAAUUAGAUUGGAAUGAGUUCCUGACUCAAGAUGUCAUUGCUCCACUUUAUGCAGAAAUGCUUCACUACAUCAAGCAGAGAAUUGGAGAGAAGACCGUUUCUCUUGUAAGUCUUGAAACCUCUUUCAGUGCCUCUUAUUUGAAGUUUUGGCCUAUCUUCUCUACAGAUGUUAACACAGAGUGGCAUGAAAUGAUACAUGAAGUGUACAGGUCAAUAAAAGAGAAAGGCUUGGACCUCAUUCCAGUUUUAAGAAGCUCCACACGAAAAGUUGCAAGUCGGCAUAUAAAAGAAUAUACCUUUGACUGGUGUAAUCUCAGAGAAACAGAGAUAACUAAAGUACCUUACCUGACACAUUCUAGUGAUGACAUGAACAAUGACAUUUUGGAAGCUCUCGAGAUGAAACUGGUUCCUUCCAGCAUCCUCAUGGACAAGAUCUGGAAAAGUUUCAAAUCAGCUGGCAUUGAAGUAAAAAAUGUCUCCCCAGCUGCUGUGCGGACUUUCUUACAAGCCAAGCUUCUAAAUGAUCCAACCAAAACAGACAAGGAUUUACCCUUGCCAUUAACUGACACUCUGAUCAGAGAUAAAAGAAGAUGUUCACAGCUUUUGAGCUUCUGUUUAAAAGAUCCUGAUUUAGAAAAGAUGAAACACAAUCCCAACUUACUUGAUGGCGUCCCGCUGCUUCUCACAAGAGAUGAAGUUCUGAGAGUGUUUGACCCUGCAUCUCCAAAACUGAUAUCUUCUCAUGAAAACCUUUUCUCAGACUACAAGGACAACUUUGCAGAUUAUGAAACCAACAAGAGUCACAUAAAGAUUCUCAAAGCUUCCAACCUUGUCAAUAGCCUGACUCUUCCAUGUGCGGCAAAGUAUUUAAAGCCAUUAAUUCAACAGCAUCUUCAGAAGUGUGACGUUGAUCUAGACAGCGGUCUUCAUGUUCCAAAUGAAGCAAUGGUGUACUGGUUGGAAUCACUUUGGAGGUUUCUUUAUAGUGAAGUUAAACCUCAAACAUCUAAAAAAGAUGGAAAAGCUCAGACUUUGGAGGAUGUCUUAAAGUUCUUCAGUGAUUGUUGCAUUCUGCCUGUUGUGUCCACAAGGUUAAAAAACAAGCGUCUCCUGCAACGGAUAACCAACAUAAGAAGUGUAAUUGAGUUUACAUCAGAGACCAAAAUAACAAGCAUCCUUUUCAAACUUGGUUUUUUAAAGCUAGAUUAUAUGUUCUUUUAUGAAGUAAACAAGGAAUUUUUUCGUUUUCUACGGGAUGAACUAACGGAUGUAAAUGACAGCAAUUCAGUGCUGGAUCAGGUCUGCAACAUUAAACACUCAGAAUUCUCUCACCUCUCAAGAGAUGAUAUGAUAGCAUUGCAGAAGUUCUUGCAAACUGGCCUGUCCAUGUCCAAAAACAGCAAAGAGGACCAGCCGAAACUCAGAUCUUUGCCUUUGUUUGAAACAGUGCAGGGUGAACGAGUGAGGAUCGAUGGACCAAAAGCUGUUUUUGUCCUCAACAGCACACAUUUAAGGAAAUUUACCGAUUUGAUUGCACUGCCAAAAGACGACAACAUUUUUCUCAGUAAUAACUCAGAAAACUAUGAUUUGUCACAAAUGCUGAACAUUCCAGUCCUGAACGAUUUGGAAUAUUUAAUGAAGUUCAUUUUGCCUCAUGCCCACAACCUCACAGAGAACGAGAUUCUUCAGUCGCUGAAGCUGUUGCUCUUAAACCCUUCAGAAUUUUCAAACUACAAGGAUAAAAUCAUCUCCACAAUGAAGACAGUCAAGCUGAUCCGCAGUUCUCAAGGUCAGAUGGAAACCGCAUCGUAUUUCUUCGACGACAAAAUCGAGCUUUACAAGAAAAUGGUUUCUAAAGACAGAUUUGUGCCUGAAAGGUUUUGGACAGAAUUGGGCGAAGGAAAUGUUCUAACACCAAGGACCUUAAUCCAAGAUUUUGGAAUGAAGCAUAAAAUAUCAGAAGAGGAUAUCAUCAAUUUUGCACUCCAGUUAGAAUCUGAGGCAAAACAGAGCCAAAAUCUUAAAGAACUGGGAAAAAAAUCAUCGCUGUUGUUGAAAGAAGCACUUAACAAAGUGAAUGCUGACAAAAAGUCAGGGGAAAAUCUGUUGCGCAGCAUUGCCCACAUUCCUUUCCUUGUUCCUAUGAAGAUUCGGGAAGAACUAUGCAAGUAUCACCAAGCAUUUGCAGCCCAGAGAAAUGUUGUUGAAAUUAGAGCCUCUUUGAUUAAAGUGGAUCCAAAACAUCAAGAUCUGAUUUGGACCUCAAUGCCGAUUAUAGAUCUACCAGUUAAGAUCACAGGGCAGCUCCUGCAAAGGAUGAAGAAUGUUGGAGCUCAUGAAAAGCCACCAACACAUUUGGUGACGGCCAACAUGAGGAACAUUUGUCAGUCUCCUUGUUCAAACGAGCAGCAGAUCAUAACACGCGCUGCAGUGUUUCGAAGUGCUUACGCCUUUCUGCAAGCUGUAGACUUUCCUGCAGAGACACUGACAGAUCUACCAGUGGUGUUGGUUGAAGAAGACACUCAGCUUGCCAAGGCCUCUGAUGUGUGUCUCUCCCUCAAAGAUGAUCUUGAGUUCAGACCUUAUUUACACAAAAUUCCUCCUCACGAUGCUUUGUUUGGUGAGUUUUUUAGAAAGAUAGGUGUGAAAGACGCACCCACAGCAGGGCACUUCUGCAAUGUCCUGGCAGCAGUCCAUGCUGAUUCCAGAGAUAAGCAACAGCUGAACGCUAACCAGCUAAAAACUGUCAAACGAGCUGUUGAGCAGCUGUUUAACUUGUUGAAAGCUCAAGGAAACGCAAUCCGGGCUCUGAUCUGUUCUGAUGGUGAAAUCUUGUAUCUUCCCGCAGUGGAUGGAAAGUUAUACUCCUCAUCCUCCCUUUUCUACAAUGACACAACCUUUGAGACCAAAAGGUUGGAGGAAGCUCUUGAAAAUAAGUUCCUGCUGCUUGAGAAACUCAGCAAGUGUCACUUGGAUUGUGACAUCUAUGAGCAGCAUCGGCUGGUGCAUCUGCUACCUUCUAGUUUACAGCCUAAAAUGUUGACUCAGUUAACUCGGGAGGAAGUGGUCGAAUCACUUUUAAAACCUUGUAAGUUCUUGACUGGUUGUGAGUUUAGUGGAUGGUUCAAUCAGCAUCUUUCUUCUAAAGAAUUUAGACAUGGACUUGUAUGUCUUCUUAAGGAUCAGUCUCAGGGCAAAGUAUCCCAGAAAGAGGCCUCAGAAAUGUGUGACAGAGCCUUCGGCAGCAUUCAGAUUAUCUGUUGUGAGAGCCUGGCAACAAUGCUGUGUAUGGAUAAUGAGCAACUGGACAAAACUACCAGAGAAACUGAUGUUUUUGUGAGAAGAAAGCAACAUGGCUGCACAGUGUACUUGAAACACAAUGAAGACAUGGCUCCCAAAGUGCUAAAUGCUAUUAACAUGGCAUUAACAAAAGAGAUGAAUCUUCUUCUUGGCCACAGACUUACAUCAGAGCAUCUCCAAGUGCUUGGACAGCUCCUUCUGUGUGAUGAUCUCCAAGAUGUUCAGAAAUGUUUGGCCGACAAUAAUAUUCAUGACAGUGCGGACACGGAGAGUGUUCUUUUCAAUCCACCGGAUCCAGGUACAGAAAUUCCUGAGGAAUGGCACGACGCGUUAGACAUGAGCUUCCUCAACAACUUUGAAGAGGGCGAAUAUGUUGGCUACAGGUUCAAUGACAAGUACAUUUAUGCAGUUAUAUCAGAAGAGACUCCUGGAGACGCAGGGCGAUGCUCUCAGAGAUACAAAGUAGACGUUGGACAGAAUGAGUUUGUUGAAGUCAGCCAUCUGGACCUGUAUCAGUUUAAACGAGAAAAGACCCCACAUUUGCUUUCUAUGGAACUGGAACCACUGGCAGGGGCCCCGCCACGUUCCUCCAAUAAAUCAUCAAGGCCAUUACCAGCUACAUUACUGGAAGCUAAAAGUGAAAUUGACAGUUGUCUGACUGCGCUCUGGAGUCUUUCUUCUGAGGAGAGACAAAAAGGAAUCAAGCGGCUUUACCUCAGAUGGCAUCCUGACAAAAACCCUGACUGCCCUGAACUCGCAACAGAAGCCUUCCAAUAUUUGCUGAAUCGUAUUGACGAACUCACCAAAGGCGAGGGGGGGCCUGCGAAGCAAUCCAGCUCCUGGGGAAACUGGGAUUUCAGAAACUUUCAUGAGCAGUGGAAUCGGGAGGCAAGAUUUCACAGAAGCAGUCGAGAAAGAUCCUUCAGGGGCUGCAACUCCAACAACUUCUGGACCCACUAUACAAAUAUUCCACCGCCAAACAAAGAGGAGGCCCAGCGCUGGUUCAGGCAGGCUCGCUGUGAUCUCGAUGCUGCUCAGAAAGACUCAGACGGAGAAAGCACGGAGUGGUGUCUUUUCAAAAUCCACCAAGCGGUGGAAAAGGCUCUCAUAGCUGCAGAGUUUAAACGUACUGGUCAACGUACCGCCAACAGCACCAUUUUGGCCACAGCUGAAAAAGUUUCCCGCUACCACAGCCUGCUGAGGGAUCUGCCUGAGAUUGUAGACGAUCUAAAGAAGCUGGGAGUGGACAACAGAAAGACUCAGUACCCCAGCUGUCACGCUUUUCCUCACAUUCCAAACGGACAGUUUCAAUCAGAGGAUGGAGUACGUGCGCUGAACAAAGCCUCUGAACUUUUCAGUAAAAUACAAACAUACAUUCAGUGAACUCAGGAAGACUCAGGAUCUUUACUUGAUGCAUGGCGUUCUGUCAGUUUGCACGUAAAACAUCCUAGAAAGGUGGAUUUUCAUUUAUGAUUGAUUUUUAUCUAGAAUAUGAAACAACUGUAUGUAACUGUUAUAGAAGUUGAUUUUUUUUAAAAGGAGCUAUUAUUAACAUUCCAAUACUGAACAAUUCUCUUUCAUUUGUAUUUGUUGUUGGGGAUCAACACAUUUAAUAUUGUAAUAUUUUUUUCUUUUUCCCCCUAUAUAUUUGUGGACCGUGUACUACUAUAGUUAUAUAAAUACAUACUACAAUAUAUACUAGUAGUAAAAUCCCUUUGUGAUAUUGAAAAUAUACAAAAUACCAAUUUCAAUAUAACCUUUUUCUAGUGUUUAAUCAUACUUGAUUCAUAGUAGUUUUGUCUUAUUUGAAUUCCAGUUUUUUAAACUGAAGGUUAUUUUUUCAGAUAAUGCGUACACUUCUUAUGAUGAUUUUAGAAAGUUUAAUGCUCUGAUAUUUUUGUAUGUUACCUCUUGCAAUAAUAUUUUUAAAAUGUUCUACUGAGUUCUUUACAGAAAAAAAAGAUUUUAUUUGUUGAAUUUGUAAUAUUUGGAAGCAGUUGGUGGUUAAAGCUGCAAUUUUGUCUCUAAGCAAUAUCUUUGGAGGUUUUCUUGGUGAUGUUAGCUUUUAUGUUUCUCUGUGUUUUUUAGAGAAGAUUUAAAUUCAGUCUGUGUAGGACGUGAGGCAACAUGGGAACCAUUUAUUUAUAUCUAACGGUCACUUUUCUGAUUUAUGCAUUACUGUAACAAAAUAAAUUGAUAAAACACA
Messenger RNA from Oryzias latipes (Japanese medaka), 16705 nucleotides. RefSeq names its product sacsin-like. The record is from RefSeq and is a predicted model, not a curated record. NCBI's taxonomy places the organism in Eukaryota, Metazoa, Chordata, Actinopteri, Beloniformes, Adrianichthyidae.